CUUCCACACAGCUAAAAGCCUCUAGACUAAGAGGUAUUCCCCACUCGGCAGCAAGACUCCUUGAAAUACCCUUUGAGUGAGUUAGGCCAACGCCUUCAUGUCUCUGCUCUGCUAUAACAAAGGCUGUGGGCUACAUUUUGACCCCAAUACCAACCUUCCUGAUUCCUGUUGCUAUCACCCUGGGGUCCCAAUCUUCCAUGAUGCACUCAAGGGUUGGUCCUGCUGCCGAAAACGAACUGUAGAUUUCUCUGAGUUCUUAAACAUCAAGGGCUGUACUAUGGGAUCACACUGUGCUGAGAAGCUUCCUGAGGUCCCUCAACCUGAGGGCCCAGCCACAAGUUCACUUCAGGAUCAAAAACCUCUGAAUACAAUUCCAAAGUCAGCAGAGACCUUGCUCCGAGAAAGGCCUAAAUCAGAGUUGCCUCCAAAACUGCUACCACUAAAUAUAUCUCAGGCCUUGGAAAUGGCUUUGGAACAAAAGGAACUAGACCAGGAACUUGGAGCAGGGCUUGACAGAAGUCUGAUUUGGACUGGUUCCAGCUGCCAGAACCCAGGAUGUGAUGCUGUUUACCAAGGUCCUGAGAGUGAUGCUGCUCCAUGUACCUACCAUCCAGGAGCACCUCGAUUCCAUGAGGGGAUGAAGUCUUGGAGCUGCUGUGGUAUCCAGACCCUGGAUUUUGGGGCAUUCCUGGCACAGCCAGGAUGCAGAGUUGGUAGACAUGACUGGGGCAAACAGCUGCCAGCAUCUUGUCGCCAUGAUUGGCAUCAGACAGAUUCCUUGGUAGUACUGACUGUGUAUGGCCAGAUUCCACUUCCUGCUUUCAACUGGGUGAAGGCCAGUCAAACUGAGAUUCAUGUUCACAUUGUCUUUGAUGGUAACCGUGUGUUUCAAGAACAGAUGAAGCUCUGGGGGGUCAUAAACGUGGAGCAGAGCUCUGUCUCCUUGAUGCCAUCACGGGUUGAAAUCUCCCUGGUCAAGGCUGACCCAGGAUCCUGGGCCCAGCUGGAACACCCUAAUGCACUAGCUGAGAAAGCUAGGGCAGGAGUUUUGUUAGAGAUGGAUGAGGAAGAAUGUGAGGAUUCAGAUGAUGAUCUGAGCUGGACAGAGGAAGAGGAGGAAGAGGAGGAAGAGGAGGAAGCUAUGGGAGAAUAGUAACCCCAGACAGUUGAAUUUCUAGGUCAGCCCUCAAUGACCUCCUUAUAAUCUCAGAGACCAGGAUAUGGUUGACCAUGUGUGUCACUGAGCAGCAGGAAGCUGAAGGAGGAAAGAACAAAACUGCCCAAACCAUGCUGCUUUUCUCCUAAAUAAACCUUAUAUUCUGCAGUUUCA
This is a messenger RNA of Nannospalax galili (Upper Galilee mountains blind mole rat), 1330 nucleotides long. RefSeq names its product integrin subunit beta 1 binding protein 2 (gene Itgb1bp2). The coding region runs from base 98 to 1153 and encodes 351 amino acids. NCBI's taxonomy places the organism in Eukaryota, Metazoa, Chordata, Mammalia, Rodentia, Spalacidae. The transcript has 11 exons. The record is from RefSeq and is a predicted model, not a curated record.